Molecule: messenger RNA, 828 nt
Organism: Chaetomium globosum CBS 148.51
Lineage: Eukaryota; Fungi; Ascomycota; Sordariomycetes; Sordariales; Chaetomiaceae
Product: phosphoribosylformimino-5-aminoimidazole carboxamide ribotide isomerase
Exons: 3
Coding region: 1-828 (275 amino acids)
Biological process (GO): L-histidine biosynthetic process; L-tryptophan biosynthetic process
Cellular component (GO): cytoplasm
Molecular function (GO): 1-(5-phosphoribosyl)-5-[(5-phosphoribosylamino)methylideneamino]imidazole-4-carboxamide isomerase activity
Source: RefSeq, a predicted model, not a curated record
AUGACUCGAUUCCGACCUUGUAUUGACCUCCACGCCGGAGAGGUCAAGCAGAUUGUCGGCGGAACAUUAGACAGCAAAACCAGUUCCCUCCAAACAAAUUUUGUCUCACCACAUCCUCCCGCUCACUUCGCCAAGCUGUACCGCGACAAUGCCCUCACAGGCGCCCAUGUUAUCAUGCUAGGCCCCGGCAACCGGGAUGCCGCGCGGGAAGCUCUGGCAGCCUGGCCAGGGGCUCUGCAGGUUGGAGGCGGCAUUAACGACACCAAUGCCAAAGAGUGGAUAGACGCUGGUGCUGAGAAGGUCAUCAUCACCUCCUUCCUCUUCCCCAACGGCACGUUCUCCCAGGCCCGCCUCGACUCAGUCCUCGCCGCGCUCGACGGCGACAAGAGCAAGCUGGUGAUCGACCUCAGCUGCCGGCGGCACGGCGGCGAGGACAGGUGGUUUGUCGCCAUGGACAAGUGGCAGACCAUCACCGACAUGGAGGUCAACCAAGAAUCCAUCCGCCUCCUCGAGCCCUCCUGCUCCGAGUUCCUGAUCCACGCAGCCGACAACGAAGGGCUGCAGCGCGGGGUGGACGAGGCGCUGGUGGCGCGGCUCGCCGAGUGGUGCAGCAUCCCCGUGACUUAUGCGGGGGGCGGGCGGCACCUGGCCGACUUGGAGCGCGUCCAGCGCCUGAGCGGCGGGCGGGUCGACCUCACCAUCGGGAGCGCGCUGGACUGUUUUGGCGGGCGCGGCGUCACGCUGGAGGAGUGCGUGGCGUGGAAUCGGAGGCAGGAGGUGGAGGAGAGGGAACAGGGGGAGGGGGAGGUGGCAGGCGAGGCAAAAUAA